AUGGGGAAUUUUUGUCUAAGUUCUUGUCCGGGAAAGAAGGUGCGAUUAACAGGUCCUGUCAAGGGACGACCAGCUGUAAAUCGUGAUUUGGACAUGGAUUUUGAACGUAUGAGAGGUUUUGGGAUCACUAUGUUAAUAUGUUGUCUAGAUGAUAAAGAGUUGGCAUUUUUGGGAGCGCCAUGGCCGAAAUAUGCGAAAGCUGCCAAAGAACACAAUUUAAAAGUGCUUAGGUUACCGAUGGUAGAAGGUAGUUGUCCCAAUUCAUUAUCUGAAGUCAAAAUGAUUGUCGAAAAAGUGAACGCAGAGAUUAAAGAAGGGUAUAAUGUGUUGGCGCACUGCCGCGGAGGCGUGGGGCGAGCAGGUCUGCUUGCAGGAUGCUGGAUGAUGGAGAAUUUGCUCUGUAAAAAUGUUGAGAGAGCCGUAUCUGUUUUGCGUCAAAGAAGAAGUAUAAAAGCCAUAGAAACAUGUAUUCAGGCUGAAUAUUUAGUUCGUUAUUCGGUCGAUGUACAUAAGCGUUUAGGUAUA
This is a messenger RNA of Mycotypha africana, 525 nucleotides long. RefSeq names its product protein-tyrosine phosphatase-like protein. The annotation marks the transcript as partial. Gene Ontology annotation, cellular component: nucleus. The transcript is spliced from 3 exons. Gene Ontology annotation, molecular function: protein tyrosine/serine/threonine phosphatase activity. Gene Ontology annotation, biological process: dephosphorylation. The record is from RefSeq and is a predicted model, not a curated record. NCBI's taxonomy places the organism in Eukaryota, Fungi, Mucoromycota, Mucoromycetes, Mucorales, Mycotyphaceae.